UUUUUUUCAUAAUAAACUGAAACAAUAUCCAUAAUUCAAAACAAAAAAAAAAAAACUACUCAUUUCCUUGAAAAAAAAAUAUUGUGUGAAAAAAUGGGGUCAACAAGUGCUUUCACAACUGGGAUUUCAAAUCUUCAUAGCUUCACUAAGCACAAUUACUGCAAACCGAGUUCUAGUGUAAAUCAAGUUGGUAUGUGGACUUUAUCACGAUCCGGAUGUCGAAAGGUUUUAGAUAAUCCCAGACCUCUGCAAAUAUGUGCUCUGUUUGGAGGAAAAAAGGACAAUAAUGAGCAGAACAAUGAUGCUUCUUCAAAGGCAGGUCUUUUUGGCAACAUGCAAAACUUAUACGAGACAGUGAAGAAGGCACAAAAUGUGGUUCAAGUUGAGGCAGUGCGAGUACAAAAAGAGCUCGCUUUAGCAGAGUUUGAUGGUUACUGUGAAGGUGAACUAAUCAAGGUAACGCUGUCUGGGAAUCAACAACCGAUACGUACUGAAAUUACUGAGGCUGCCAUGGCAUUGGGGCCAGAAAAACUCUCACUUCUGAUUACAGAGGCAUACAAAGAUGCACAUCAGAAAAGUGUACUGGCAAUGAAGGAAAGAAUGAGUGAUCUUGCUCAAAGCUUGGGAAUGCCAGCAGGCCUUGGUGAAGGAUCCAAGCAAUGAACAUUGUCUCCACUGAGUUUCAAUUUUGUACACUAGCAAACACAAGUGCAUUUGCAUCAACCUUAUGAAUACAAUUUUUAAUUAUAUUGUAAUCUAUUGGUAA
Lycium ferocissimum is the source of this 766-nucleotide messenger RNA. RefSeq names its product nucleoid-associated protein At4g30620, chloroplastic-like. The transcript has 7 exons. Gene Ontology annotation, molecular function: DNA binding. Bases 94 to 663 code for a protein of 189 amino acids. The record is from RefSeq and is a predicted model, not a curated record. NCBI's taxonomy places the organism in Eukaryota, Viridiplantae, Streptophyta, Magnoliopsida, Solanales, Solanaceae.